AUGGCCUUCCGUUCUUCACUAUCUCUCUUCUUGAUUUUCAGUUCAAUCCUUGCUGCUCAGGCGAGGCUAACCCUCUACCCCCCAGGCCAUGAUGCACUUGUUCUACUACAAAAAGGCCUGGGCGUUUAUACCCAAAACCAAAAUCCAUGUUACGGCUAUGGAGUCUUCUGCGAAAAGCGGGUAGCUGACAAUUCCAGCGUGCUGAGAGUUGUGCGAAUAGUGUAUGAGAACAAGCAGACACGGGGGAAUCUUUCUCCGGCCAUAGGGAGGUUGUCGGAGAUCAGAGAGCUCUCUCUUCCCAACAACGAACUCGUCGGAAACAUCCCACCUCAGAUCCUUCUUUGCAAGAAGCUGGAAGUCCUGAACCUUCAAAGAAACCAGUUUUCCGGCCAAGUUCCGGCUGAACUCUCGUCUUUGAUCCGCCUCCGGGUCCUUGACCUUUCCUCAAAUCAGCUUUCUGGGAACUUGAACUUCCUCAAAUACUUCCCCAACUUGGAAAAACUAUCCCUAGCUGAUAACCUCUUCACUGGGAAAAUCCCCCCCUCCUUGAAAUCCUUCAGAAACCUCCGUUUCUUCAAUGUUUCUGGCAACAGUUUACUCGAAGGUCCAGUCCCAAAAAUGACCCAACUGGAGUAUUUAUCCGCGGAUUCCAGUAAUUCCACAGAAUAUAGUACGCUCCCAAAACGUUAUGUUUUGGCCGAGAGAAGAAAACCCACCACUACUGCAAUGGCACCUUCUGCAAGUAAAGGAAGUAACCCAUCAUCAUCAUCAUCAUCAGCACCCGCGCCCUCACCAGAAUCACCCAAAGAUUCCCACCACAAGAAGAAGAAACGAAAGGUUGCUGGAUGGAUGCUCGGCUUCCUAGCCGGAGCAAUUGCAGGGACUUUAAGCGGCUUCAUAAGCUCAGUUCUGUUCAAGCUGUUCAUGAUUUACCUGGGACGUGAGAAGAAAGACACAGGGAUAACACUGUUCAGUUCCAUGAUCAAGAAAGCAGAGGACUUAUCUUUCCUGGAGAAAGAAGACGGGCUGGCCACGCUUGAGUUGAUAGGAAGAGGUGGGUGUGGGCAAGUAUACAAGGGAGAGAUUCCUGGAUUGAAGAUAGCUAUCAAGAAGAUAGAUCAACCCCACAAGGAAGCCGCGGAGCUGACUCAAGAAGACACCAAAGAGCUCCACAAAAAGAUGCGUCAGAUCAAAUCGGAGAUCAAAAUCGUGGGCCAAAUCCGGCACCGGAAUCUACUCCCUCUCCUGGCACACGUGCCCAAUAAGGACUGCCAUUACCUGGUGUACGAAUACAUGAAAAACGGGAGCCUUCAAGAUGUUCUGGAGAAAGUGUCGCAGGGAAAUGCGGAGCUGGAUUGGAUAUCCCGGCACAGGAUUGCACUGGGGAUAGCGGCGGGACUGGAAUAUCUCCAUUCCCACUCCGAGCGGAUAACCCACAGGGACUUAAAGCCAGCCAAUAUCCUCCUGGACGACGACAUGGAAGCCAGGAUUACUGAUUUCGGGCUGGCAAAGGCGGUGCCGGAGGCGUAUACACAUGUGACCACCUCAGUGGUGGCGGGGACGCCGGGGUUCAUCGCGCCGGAGUAUCAAAAGACGUUUAAGUUCACGGAGAAGUGCGAUAUAUACAGCUUCGGGGUGUUGCUGGCUGUUCUGUUGAUCGGAAAGCUUCCAUCCCAUGAAUUCUUCCAGUCGACACCGGAGCUUUUUCUGGUGAAAUGGUUGAGGAGUAAGAUGGUUUCGGAGGAUCCGAAGAGGGCAAUAGAUCCUAAACUGAUGGGAAAUGGGUACGAGGAUCAGAUGCUUUUAGUUCUGAGGAUUGCUUGCUUUUGCACUCUAGAGAAUCCCAAAGAAAGGCCCAGCAGCAAGGAUGUCCGGUGCAUGUUAUCCCAGAUUCAGUACUUAUAACCGAACACACCCACUUUUAUGUUCUUAGCAUGCAUGCAUCUUUACUUUUGAUUUUGAGUUCAACU
Ipomoea nil (Japanese morning glory) is the source of this 1970-nucleotide messenger RNA. RefSeq names its product leucine-rich repeat receptor-like serine/threonine/tyrosine-protein kinase SOBIR1. Gene Ontology annotation, biological process: protein phosphorylation. NCBI's taxonomy places the organism in Eukaryota, Viridiplantae, Streptophyta, Magnoliopsida, Solanales, Convolvulaceae. Bases 1 to 1905 code for a protein of 634 amino acids. The transcript is spliced from 3 exons. The record is from RefSeq and is a predicted model, not a curated record. Gene Ontology annotation, molecular function: protein kinase activity; ATP binding; protein binding.